Molecule: messenger RNA, 6343 nt
Organism: Octodon degus (degu)
Lineage: Eukaryota; Metazoa; Chordata; Mammalia; Rodentia; Octodontidae
Gene: Tp53bp1
Product: tumor protein p53 binding protein 1
Exons: 29
Coding region: 106-6183 (2025 amino acids)
Biological process (GO): positive regulation of transcription by RNA polymerase II; DNA damage checkpoint signaling
Cellular component (GO): nucleus
Molecular function (GO): histone binding
Source: RefSeq, a predicted model, not a curated record
GGCCCGUGGCGGCGGCGGCGACAGCGGCGACCCGGGGAUCGAGCUGGAGGGAUCUGGGGAGCGCGUCGAGACCUCUAGCUGGAGCUCGAAGGACCUCCCGCCGGGAUGCCUGGGGAGCAGAUGGACCCUACUGGAAGUCAGUUGGAUUCAGAUUUCUCUCAGCAAGAUACUCCUUGCCUGAUAAUUGAAGAUUCUCAGCCUGAAAGCCAGGUUCUAGAAGAUGAUUCGGGUUCUCACUUUAGUGUGCUUUCUCGACACCUUCCAAAUCUCCAGAUGCACAAAGAGAACCCUGUGUUGGAUGUUGUGUCCAAUCCUGAACAGACAGCUGAACAGGGAGACCAAAAUAGUGGGUUCAAUGAACAUUUGAAAGAAAACAAAGCUGCAGAUCCUGUGGAUUCUCCUCAUUUGGAUACAUGUAGUUCCAUCAGUCAGGUCAUUGAACAGUUACCUCAGCCGAACAGGACAAGCAGUGUUCUGGGAAUGUCAUUGGAAUCUGUUCCGGCGGUUGGGGAGGAGAAGGAAGAUGAGUUGGAAGAGAAGGGGAAAGAGGAAGUAGAAGAAGACCCUUCAGAUGCUGCUGCACACUGCCUUGGUGCUGAAGAUACUGCCUCAUCACAGCUUGGCUUUGGGGUCCUGGAACUCUCUCAGAGUCAGGAUGUUGAAGAACACAUUGUGCCAUAUGAAGUAGACAAAGAGCACGUACAGUUAAUAACCACCAGCUCUGGUUACAGCAGGCUGGCAGAUGUGGAUGCAGAUACCGUUAAGCAUGAAGAGCUGCCCAGUGAAGCUAUCCCUGUGGCAGAACAGCCCGGCAAGGACUGCCCCGUGCCGACCGCACAGCCCGGUAAUGUGGUGCAUAUGGUCGAAGCACAAAGUCCAGCACAGGCAAGGUUAGAAGACCUGCCUUCUAGUCCUAGAGUGUCUCAUGCUGCUAUGGAAACAAAAGAACAAACGGCUGUUCCAGAACUUCUGGAAGGUGGAUUACAGAUUCAGAAGUCACCAGAACCUGAGGUGUUGUCAACUCAGGAAGACUUGUUUGACCAGAGCAAUAAAACAGUAGCCUCUGAUGGUUGCUCUACUCCUUCAAAGGAGGAAGGUGGGUGUUCUCUGACUUGCACACCUGCUACCACUCUGCAUGUGUUGCAGCUCUCUGGCCAGAGGUCCCUCCCGCAGGAGAGUCUGUCCACGAAUUCCUCAGACCUUGUUGCUCCUUCCCCUGAUGCUUUCCGAUCUACCCCUUUUAUCGUUCCUAGCAGUCCCACAGAGCAAGAAGGGAGAAAAGACGAACCAUUAGAUAUGUCAGUGUUGACUGAGGGCGGGGUGGAGCCUUUUCAGAAGAAACGCCCAGCAAGCGAUCCAGUGCAAAUAGAAAGCACAGCCCUCCCACCUGCGUGUACUGUGUCUCCCCAAGUGUCGGCGCCAGUGUCUCAGAGCACACCAGUGUUGACCCCUGGCUCCCUCCCUAUCCCAUCACAGCCUGAGUUUUCACAUGACAUUUUCAUCCCAUCACCAAGUUUGGAAGAACGAUCAAAUGAUGAGAAGAAAGGUGGAGAUUUACAUAAUUCAUCUUUGACUGUUGAGCGUUCCAGAACUUCGGAGACUGAACCAAAGAAUUCCACUGAGGAUCUUGGGCUCUCUUUGACAGGGGAUUCUUGCAAGUUGAUGCUUUCUACAAGUGAGUACAGUCAGUCCCCAAAGAUGGAGAGCUUGAGUUCUCACAGGAUUGAUGAAGAUGGAGAGAACUCACAGAUUGAGGAUACUGAACCCUUGUCUCCAGUUCUCAAUUCUAAACUUGUUCCCUCUGAACGUGAUAGUAUCCUGAUGAAUCCAGCACCUGAUGACCCAGUAGACCUGAAUCAGAAUGAUGAUAAAACAAAAGGAGGGGACGCAGAGAACAGGGAUGACAUCAGUAUUUUAGCUGCUGGUUUCAAAGACCGAGAAGAGACUGUAACAGAAGACAUUUGUAUUGAUCUCACUUGUGAUUCAGGGAGUCAGGCAGUUCCUUCUCCAGCUACUCGGACCGAGACACUUUCUAGUGUCUUAGAUCAGGAGGAAGCUAUGGAAGUUACAGAACACCAUCCAGAAGAUGGCUCUUCAGGGUCUGAGGUAGAAGAAAUCCCUGAGACUCCUUGUGAGAGUCAUGGAGAGGAGCCCAAAGAAGAACAUGUAGAGAGUGUUCCAUUUCACCUUUCUCUGACUGAAACUCAGUCCCAGGGAUUGUGUCUGCAAAAGGAAAUCCCUAAAGAAGAUUGCCCAGAAGCUAUGGAAGUUGAAACCAGCGUGAUUAGUAUUGAUUCCCCCCAGAAACUGCCCAUUCUUGACCAAGAAUUAGAACAUAAGGAUCAGGAAGCUUGGGAGGAAGCCACUUCUGAGGAUUCAAGUGUGGUCAUUGUAGAUGUGAAGGAGCCAUCCCCCCAAGCUGACAUUUCUUGCGAACCUUUGGAGGGAGUGGAGAAAUGCUCAGAUUCUCAGUCCUGGGAGGAUGUUGCUCCAGAAAUAGAAGCAUGUGCUGAGAAUAGAUUAGAUCCCCAGGAAGAGAAGAACGUAGAAUAUGAUGGAGUUCUGAAAUCAGUGACUACAGAAAAGGAACCUGCAGAGGAAGACUCCGCACAGCCUCCCUUGCCCUUAGUGAGAGCAGACGAGCCUCCGCGGCCUGACCAGGAGAAGCAGCAGCCCCAGCUUCCGGGGAAAACAGAUGGUUCACUACCAGAAGACUCCAAAGUGGCGAAUGCUGCAAAGCAGCCAGGCUCAGGUGGUGAACCCAAGCAGCUGGAGAAGGCCUCUGCCCAUACCUCGCAGAGCUUCUGUGAAAGUUCUAGUGAAACCCCAUUUCAUUUCACUUUGCCUAAAGAAGGUGAUAUUAUCCCACCAUUGACUGGCGCAACCCCACCUCUCAUUGGGCACCUAAAAUUGGAGCCCAAGAGACAUAGUACUCCUAUUGUGCUGGGAGGUAACAGUCAUGCCGUCUGGAGUCUCCUGCUACCUAUGCCUGAUGCUGGCAGAUGUGGGUUGGCUGAGGGCUCAUGCAGCAUCCUUUGUCCAGAUGCAGAAGUGGAUCUGAAUCCUGUUGCUCCUCUAAGACCAGGCAUCAGCAACUAUCCAGAAAAUGCCAUAACAACCAGUGUUGUCAUGUCUGAAAGCAUGGUAGAGACCAACGAUGCCAUACUUGGGAGUGAGAAAGGGGAUUCUGGGGCUGCCCCAGAAGUGGAUGAGAAACUGUCUCUAAGAAUGAAACUGGUCAGUCCCGAGACAGAGGCCAGUGAAGAGUCUUUGCAAUUUAGCCUGGAAAAGCCUACAACUGGUGAAAGAAGAAAUGGUUCUACUGCCGUUGCUGAGGCUGUUGCCAGUCCCCAGAAAACCGUUUCUGUGUUUGGUUGCAUCUGUGAAGCCCGACAAGAAGAGAAGGCUGGAAGUGAGGAGCUCCCCUCGGCCCCCAUCAGGGGGAACUUGCUUCAUUUUCCAAGUACUCAAGAAGAAGAGAAGAAAGCAAAAUUAGAGGGCGAUCAAAGCAUUAGGGAGAGUGAACAGCCAGUGAAGAUGGUUAGUCUCCUCAAGGAUCCCACAUCUCCUGCCUCUCAGCAGACAUCCUCACAAGGGCCGUGCAGCCCACAAGGAGAAGCCAUGGAGACAGAUGCACAGGAAGACCAGCAAGAAGAACAGGACGCCCACCAGGAAAAGCCCAGCAAGGCCUUGGUUGAAAGGCCCAUCCAGAACAACAUUGGAAUCCAGACCCUGGAGCGUUCCCUCUGGGUCCCAGAAACUGUUUCUGCAGCAACCCAGACUGUCAAGAAUGUGUGUGAGCAGGGCACUAGCACAGUGGACCAGAGCUCGGGGAAGCAAGAUGCCACAGUGCAGACUGAGAGGGGCGGUGAGGAGAAGCCUGUUGGUGCCCCUGCGGAUGACACAGAGUCGCUCCACAGCCAGGGAGAAGAAGAGUUUGAUAUGCCUCAGCCUCCACACGGCCACGUCUUGCAUCGCCACAUGAGAACAAUCCGUGAAGUGCGCACACUUGUCACCCGUGUCAUCACAGAUGUAUACUAUGUGGAUGGAACAGAAGUGGAGAGGAAAGUCACCGAGGAGACUGAAGAGCCAAUUGUAGAGUGUCAGGAGUGUGAAACCGAAGUGUCCCCUUCACAGACGGGGGGUUCCUCAGGGGACCUGGGGGAUAUCAGCUCCUUCUCUUCAAAGGCAUCCAGCUUGCACCGCAUGUCGAGUGGGACGAGCCUCUCGGUCUUGCACAGCAGUGGCAGCUCAGGGAGAGGAGCCGGACCGCUGAAGGGGAAAACUGCUGGGACAGAACCCACAGAUUUUGCUUUACCCAGCUCCCGCGGAGGCCCAGGAAAACUGAGUCCUAGAAAAGGAAUCAGUCAGACAGGGGCACCAGUGUGCGAAGAAGAUGGUGAUACUGGCCUUGGUGCCCGACAGGGAGGGAAGGCUCCAGUCACACCUCGAGGGCGAGGGCGAAGGGGCCGUCCACCUUCUCGGACCACUGGAACCAGAGAAACAGUUGUGCCUGGCCCAUUGGGCAUAGAAGACAUUUCACCCAGCAUGUCGCCAGAGGAUAAGUCCUUCACCCGAAUUUUGCCCCGCGUACCAGAUACUACCAAAAGAGUAGACAUGGGUGCUGGUGCUCUGCGUCGCAGCGACUCUCCAGAGAUACCUUUCCAGGCUGCUGCUAGCUCCUCAGAUGGCCUCGAUGCCUCCUCUCCAGGGAACAGCUUCGUAGGGCUCCGUGUUGUUGCCAAAUGGUCAUCGAAUGGCUAUUUUUACUCCGGAAAAAUCACACGAGACGUCGGAGCUGGGAAGUACAAAUUGCUUUUUGAUGAUGGGUAUGAGUGUGAUGUGUUGGGCAAAGACAUUCUCCUGUGCGACCCCAUCCCACUGGAUACUGAAGUGACAGCGCUCUCCGAGGAUGAAUAUUUCAGUGCAGGAGUGGUGAAAGGACAUAGGAAGGAGUCCGGGGAGCUGUACUACAGCAUUGAGAAAGAAGGCCAGAGGAAGUGGUAUAAGCGAAUGGCUGUCAUCCUGUCUUUGGAGCAAGGAAACAGACUGAGAGAGCAGUAUGGACUUGGUCCAUACGAGGCAGUGACGCCCCUCACGAAGGCAGCAGACAUCAGCUUAGACAAUUUGGUGGAAGGUAAGCGGAAACGGCGCAGUAACAUCAGCUCCCCAGCCACAACUACUGCCUCCAGCAGCAGCAGCACAACCCCUACCCGGAAGAUCACAGAGAGUCCUCGGGCCUCUGUGGGAGUUCCAUCAAGCAAAAGAAAACUUAUCACUUCAGAAGAGGACCGGUCCCCUGCCAAACGAGGCCGAAAGUCAGCCACUGUGAAGCCUGGUGCAGUAGGGGCAGGAGAAAUUGUCAACCCCUGCGAGAGCGGAGACAACACAGCUGAACCCUCUGUCCUGGAAGAGCAGAGGGGGCCUUUGCCCCUCAACAAGACCUUGUUUCUGGGUUAUGCCUUUCUCCUCACCAUGGCCACAACAAGUGACAAGUUGGCCAGCCGCUCCAAACUACCAGAUCUCCCUACAGCAAGCAGUGAGGAAGAGGAAGAAUUUUUAGAAAUUCCUCCUUUCAACAAGCAGUACACAGAGUCCCAGCUUCGAGCAGGAGCUGGUUAUAUCCUUGAAGAUUUCAAUGAAGCCCAGUGUAACACAGCCUACCAGUGUCUCCUAAUUGCUGAUCAGCACUGUCGAACCCGGAAGUAUUUCCUGUGCCUUGCCAGUGGGAUCCCUUGUGUGUCUCAUGUCUGGGUCCAUGACAGCUGCCACGCUAAUCAGCUCCAAAAUUACCGUAAUUAUCUGUUGCCAGCUGGAUACAGCCUUGAGGAACAGAGAAUUCUGGAUUGGCAACCCCGUGAAAACCCUUUCCAGAAUCUGAAGGUCCUCUUGGUGUCAGAUCAGCAGCAGAACUUCCUGGAACUCUGGUCUGAGAUCCUCAUGACUGGGGGUGCAGCAUCUGUGAAGCAGCACCAUUCAAGCGCCCAUAACAAAGAUAUUGCUUUAGGGGUGUUUGACGUGGUGGUGACAGACCCUUCGUGCCCAGCCUCCGUGCUGAAGUGUGCUGAAGCAUUGCAGCUGCCUGUGGUGUCACAAGAGUGGGUGAUCCAGUGCCUCAUUGUUGGGGAGAGAAUUGGAUUCAAGCAGCAUCCAAAAUAUAAACACGAUUACAUUUCUCACUAAAGAUACUUGGUCUUUCUGGUUUUAUUCCUUACUAUUGUGGAGACUGUGUUUUAACCAGGUUUUAAAUGUGUCUUGUGUGUGGAUUCUUUGCAUGGAUCUUGUAUAUAGUUUUAUUUGCUGGACUUUUAUGAUAAAAUAAAUGUUGAAUCUUUUUGGUUGU